AUGCAAUGUCCCUCACGACGCUCUCUCAAUGAAGUUGUGAAACUUGAUUGGACGAAGAAAUGCAAAGCCGCUGAUGCAUCAAAUUACGGAUUGGGUGUAGUGGCCUCACACUGUUAUAAAGACGGAUCUGACAAGGCAGUCGCACAUGCUCACUACUGCCAUGUGGAAGGGAUUACAGCCAAGUUGAAAAAGAAGCAGAUGCGCCUAUAUUCACCGUGA
This is a messenger RNA of Haemonchus placei, 219 nucleotides long. The record is from the annotation of a GenBank genome assembly. NCBI's taxonomy places the organism in Eukaryota, Metazoa, Nematoda, Chromadorea, Rhabditida, Trichostrongylidae.